UGCGCUCUAUGCACAAGCUGUCACCGACUUGUUCUCGGUGUGAGAUUGAGCGUGGCAAUGUUUACAAGCGGCGGUGGGGAAGUGACAUCGAAUUCCAAUACACGAGGGUCGACAACAGAUAGGAGAUAGCCCCAUUCGUACACCGACAUCGCGCCUGUCAACUGAUCGACUCGCACGAGCUGGGACGCACGCCGGUACCAUCUCGACAACUCACGAUUUCACUUCAAGUUGUCAGUCAGUCAGCGAUUGGAUUCGGAAAGUCACGAAAAUGAACUGGCGACAGCUAUGGGCGAUCACAGUGGGGCAUGACCCAUCAGUUGACUUCCUCCAUCCUCUAAUAGCAGCGCUCCUGUUCUACAUCAUCGCAUACACCGCAUGCUUCACGUUCUACACAAUUUCCUACCAACUCUUCCCAAACUCGCUCAAGAUCUACAUCCUCGACUUCUUCAAGACCCUCGUCAUUUGCUCCUAUCCCUACGGCCAUGGACUUGUUCGCAGUUUUGCCGGACAUGUCGGAUACUGUGCAGUUGCCGUACCCUUAGUGAUGUUGACGUUGCACACGUUCAAAGAAGGGUCACCAUCACCGCUGUCUGUGUUUGAAGACUUCCUUGCCAAAAAGUUAUCCCUGUUUAAGACUCUUGUAAGAAUCGUUGUCCAGACGGCAGCAGGGUUUGCGUCAUUCCGGCUUGUUCACUUGAUCUGGUCGCUUGAGUUUCACCCUGAUCAUGUUAAGAGCAUGAGAGCAGUGGGCUGUGACACGGACCUCAAGGUUUCCAUAUUUGUGGGCUUCCUCAUCGAAAUGAUGGGAGUGUUGUAUGAUACUUGGCUCUCCUAUCAACCACUCUUCAGAUUCUCACUCCUGGAUGAAGCAGUGAAGACCUUGAAUGGCACCAUCUUGGUUUGCCUUGGACUUCAUCUGACCGGGAUGUACAUGCAGCCAGCGAUGGCCUCUGGUUUGUCCUUCGGAUGCAAAGGCACGUCGGCAUGGGAACACGUCUUGGUAUACUGGGUUGGGGCGUUCCUUGGUUGCUAUGGUGCUAUUGUUCUCAACAAUUACGUUCACUUCAGCCUGGUGAAGGGGAAAGACAAGUCUGUCACCAACGGUCAUAGAAAAGGAGUCAAGAAUGGUUUUCACGGAAAAAAUACUAAACUGAAGAGGAGCCAUUAGAUUAUAUUUGCCAAUCAGGGUGCUUUCACCGUUAGUUGGUGACGAGUAUGUAUUUCAUUAUUAAGUAACAGUGGUCAACCCAUUUGGGGAUUCUCAGCAUGAAUGUAAGGGAAGAGGGAUGUUCACCAGUCAUGAUGAGCUGUUUGUAUACGGCUCAUCUGUUGACAGGGAUGUUCACCAGUCAUGAUGAGCUGUUUGUACACAGCUCAUCUGUUGACAGGGAUGUUCACCAGUCAUGAUGAGCUGUUUGUACACAGCUCAUCUGUUGACAGGGAUGUUCACCAGUCAUGAUGAGCUGUUUGUACACGGCUCAUCUGCUGACAGGGAUGUUCCUAUUGUAGGUGGUGACUGAAUGUAAAUGAUUGUGUAGAUAUGUUGGUAUGGAAGUGGACAUUGCCAAUGAACCAAUGUGUUUUCAUAUCUACACAUUUCCUUAUGAUCUUGUCCAAUGUUUGUAACAGAAUGAAACAUCAUGAUAUUGCCUUAAAAAAUUGAGAAGAAUAUGUUAAAUCUCUUAAAAUUAAGGCUUAGAUUUACUACAACUUUCCUGUUUAACAGUAAACAGUUUGUUGAGCUUUUUCACAAAUAUAACCAUGUAAUAGGCCAUGCUAAUGAAAUCUGACUAUUCACACAGUAUUGAAAGGGGUAAUAUGUUUGGAAUCUUACUGUAUAGGGAAUACAUAUAUAAACAUGAUUCUUAUUAUUGUGAUAUGAGUAUUGGGAGGGUGAAGGCCUGUAACAUGUGUAAGGUUUGGGCACUAGUUCAGUUGAAUAAGUUCUGUUCGUUCCCUGUGCAGCCUCAGAUCCGUGUUCAUUGUGUACAUGGGGCGGUCGGGUCAUCAUUUUCAGGCCAUGCCAGUUUUUGAUUGUGUUUCAUCAGCCCGCUUGACCAAACAGAAUUUCACUGAACUUGGGCGUUGCGCUAAUGUAUUACAUCACAGGCUGGAUGUAAGUAUGAUGCUUGAAACUUCAGUUUGUGAGGUUGAAUACUGAUAACUUAGGUAUGGCCAUUUUAAGGCAAUAUAUAUGUUCUUUUACAUACACUUUCCCCACAGUGAGCUUGCCUGAUAAAAGUUCAUCAGAUUUUCAUAUCCUGUCAGCAGCAGUAGCAGCUGUGAAUUGUUUUGUUUUCUCACUGUUUAUUUUUCUUAAAAUGUUGAUUGAUAUAUCAGCGUCAUAACAUGUUGUUUAAUUUUAGCCAUCUUAGGAUGUUGAUUCAAGAAACAGCUUGACAUUACUCCUUUGUAAUGAGUGUUCAAGAAUUUUAAGAUGUUUGUUUAUCUUUCAUUUUUAAUGAAAUUUCCAUUUUUAUUCAGACAUAAGACACAACCAUGAAAUGUGGUCUGUCUCAAUCGGCCACUGGAAUAUGUCAUUUCCUGGACAUGUUGGACUUUUUAACAUGUUUAGAUACAUUUACAUUUACUUUUACUCAACAUGCUUAAUGAAGUCUUUUCUGUAUUCUAGCUUUACUUGUCUUCCAAAAUAUAUGUCAGUGGUCACGUUUUGUGGAUGGUACAUAGGUUUAUCAAUUUCUGAGUCAUUAGGUCAAGGUUGGAUCUUAUCAGAGUGUCAGUCAGUUGGGAAGACUGGUUAGCAGAGCAUGAUGGAGGUGAUAUCCACCCCAAGUUGUAACGUAAUCCUGACCAAGAAUAGCACCAUCAUCAAUGUGAUAUAGUUUUAUGAAUCAGGCUUUCAUGAAUACAUGGAAUAGUGAACAUUAAAACACAUUUAGAAAUCAACCUCAACUCAACAUAGACAGACAUAUCAGUUCAUAUGACACAUGGGAAAAGUAGAGAAAAUUCCUUUGGGUGAUGGAGUGAUCUUUGUUGAGGAAGCAGAAAGGGUGGGGAUGACAGGGACUUUGUCGAUAUUCGACCACAAGACAUCAAUAAUUGUUAGUAAAUAUCCCCAAAUUGGAUUUACAGAUGUCCAAACUCACCUUAUGCAGUAGUAACUAAAGUGACGGUUUUGUAGAGGGGACUUGUUUUUCACUGACAAGUUUUAGCAAAUUAGCAAUUUAGCAAAAUUUCCUGUCAAGGGCAUUAAAUUUGGAAUCCCUGAUAAGUCUGUGGGUGAUACAUUUAGUGUUGACUUGGGUUUUAGGCUUUUUUUUAACAUAUUUGGUUAUUGUGAGUGCUGUUUUUUAUGUAUUGCAUGUCCAGCACUUAUACAGAUAUCUAAAUACAGUUUGCAGUUUGAAGGGGUAACAUUGCACAACCUUGUACAGUACACUGACCAUGCUCUCCAUGCUUGACAGGUCAGAUUUUCUGAUAUAAGGUAGCAAUUCAGUUUACAUGUACAGUUUUGUUUUUAAGACCUCAAGGCUUGUUUCUAUGUUUAUUUAACAUGUAACAGAUUUUUCAAAUUCUCAAAUUCACAUGUGCGCACUGUUCCCAACAUAACCAGCUUGUUUUCACAACUCAUUCUGAUUUUUUUUCCAUAGAGCUUGCCUGUAAUGAAUUAAACCCUUUCUGGCAUACUGGUUCAUGGUUGUGUAUGUGUGGCGUCAUCUUUGUAAUAAAAUAGAGGUGGAUUUGGGUCUCCAUCUGUUGUAAUGAAAGUUACAAACAUCAAUAUCAGUAAUUAUAUUCCUUUGCAUACAGGACGUCUUCACACAAUAGCAGAAUGAUUGCCUUCAUUCAGGAUUGCAGUAACAAAUUAAUAAAUAUUAUUAUACCAGAAUCAUGGAAAUCUGAUCUGGGAAGUAACGAUAUCUGUAUACAGGCCCUGUGCUAUCUCUACCUCUGUUCAUUUCUAGCACAUAGUCCACAUGGAGGGCCCUGAUAAGAGAAACUGAGCUGGUGAUAUCCCUAACACAUGCUGGUGUACACACAUGUCCAAGGUGUCGCUCAGUUUCUUAUCUUGAUAAAUUAAGUAUGUCGUAUUCCUGAUCGAUAUUCUAUGUAUACUUGACCGUGUUUCGGUGUACAAGUUAGGUGAGAGAAUUGUUUAUUGAAAGAACACCUGGUACAAAAUGACCAAAUAUCAAAAGCAUUACAUUAAUGAUGUCUGCUGGUCUGAAGUGUAUGGACGUCCUUGAAGACAGAUGUUUCUGAAGCGUUAUCAUCUCACCAGGCCUGAAAGGCAGUAGGAGCUGAUGUUGUGGCAAGUCAAAGUCAUCUAUCGGUGAAGGCAUACAUAAACGUUUUACAUUUUCAAUUUCUCUCUGAAAUGGAUUCGUGGGUUCAGCUGUGUGGAUGUUUGUUACAGUAAGAGGGUACACGUUUUGUCUAUGGCACCAUAAAUGGAAUUUCAAUAAAGUUGCCAGGUAGAUAUCAUGGACUUUUGAAAAAAUAAGAAAAAUGAAAAAAUCUUCUCCGUGUACUUGGAGCUGGGUAGUUCUGAGUUUUCUUUGAGGCAUCUUGAUCAGAAGUCAAACAUGGCUGACAGCAGCCAUAUUAGAAAAUAUAAAACAGUCGGUGAAGCUGAGACUUCAUGUGCCUGUUCCCACCCCUGUUCCCACCCCAGUUCCUACCCCCAUUCCCACCCCUGUUCCCACCCCUGUUCCAAACCCCUGUUCCAAACCCCUGUUCCCA
Haliotis rufescens (red abalone) is the source of this 4704-nucleotide messenger RNA. Its product is annotated as aquaporin-11-like. The coding region runs from base 269 to 1168 and encodes 299 amino acids. Gene Ontology annotation, molecular function: channel activity. The transcript has 3 exons. The record is from RefSeq and is a predicted model, not a curated record. Lineage: Eukaryota; Metazoa; Mollusca; Gastropoda; Lepetellida; Haliotidae. Gene Ontology annotation, cellular component: cytoplasm.